This is a messenger RNA of Fulmarus glacialis (Northern fulmar), 1844 nucleotides long. RefSeq names its product estrogen receptor 2 (ER beta) (gene ESR2). The coding region runs from base 180 to 1844 and encodes 554 amino acids. The record is from RefSeq and is a predicted model, not a curated record. Lineage: Eukaryota; Metazoa; Chordata; Aves; Procellariiformes; Procellariidae. Gene Ontology annotation, molecular function: steroid binding; sequence-specific DNA binding; nuclear estrogen receptor activity. Gene Ontology annotation, cellular component: nucleus. The transcript is spliced from 9 exons. Gene Ontology annotation, biological process: regulation of DNA-templated transcription; cellular response to estradiol stimulus; estrogen receptor signaling pathway.
GUGGGCACAGCUGCUUUAGAAUCAAGAGAUAAAGGAAAGAAGGAAAACAAAUCCAGAAUUGCUAUGUGAAAACCUUGCUGACAUGUAAUGCUGUCAGAACAUUCAUAAAGAGCAGAAACCCUAUUCAGUGUCAAUAUCAGGAUGAAUAUUUAAACAACAGUCUUCAGUCUUGCCUCAAAAUGUCCCUGUGUGCAUCUUCUCACAAGGACUUUUCUCAGUUGCUGCCACUUCAGGAUAUUGGAUGCAAUAAAACAGAAAUUAAAAACUCACCCGCUGGUAUCGUCUCUCCAGUUCCCUACAGCUGUAAUCAGUCCACGUUGACAGCAGAACACAGUCCAGUCUAUAUUCCCUCAUCUUACAUGGAAAACAGACAUGAAUAUUCUGCGAUGGCAUUCUGCAGUCCUGCUGUGAUGAAUUACAGCAUUACCAGCAAUUUUGGUGAUUCAGAGAGUGCAUCUGUGAGGCAAACAUCAAGCCCCAACGUGUUAUGGUCUGCUCCUGGCCACCUCUCCCCUCUGACAUUGCACUGUCAGUCUUCGCUUCUGUAUGCGGAGCAGCCACGGAGUCCGUGGUGUGAAGCAAGACCGAUGGAGCCAGUGCUACCUGUGACCAGAGAAACGUUAAAAAGAAAAACUAAUGGCAAUGACUGUACAAGCCCAAUUGCAAAUAAUCCUGGCUCGAAAAGGGAUGCCCACUUCUGUGCAGUCUGCAGUGACUAUGCUUCAGGAUACCACUAUGGGGUCUGGUCAUGUGAAGGCUGCAAAGCAUUCUUUAAAAGAAGUAUUCAAGGACAUAACGAUUACAUCUGCCCAGCCACCAAUCAAUGCACGAUAGACAAAAACAGGCGCAAAAGCUGCCAGGCAUGCCGGCUACGGAAAUGUUAUGAAGUGGGAAUGAUGAAAUGUGGCUCAAGAAGAGAACGUUGUGGAUAUCGGAUCCUGCGUCGCCAUCGUAAUUCAGAAGACCAGGUGCAUUGCAUUGGCAAAGCUAAGAAAUACAACGAGACGGUAACCCGCGUAAAAGAGAUCCUGCUCAGCACAGUCAGUCCAGAGCAGUUUGUUUUAACACUACUUGAAGCGGAGCCUCCCAAUGUGUUGGUGAGUCGUCCCAGCAAACCAUUCACGGAGGCCUCCAUGAUGAUGUCCCUGACAAAACUGGCAGACAAAGAGCUGGUUCACAUGAUUGGCUGGGCCAAAAAAAUUCCUGGCUUCAUUGAUCUCAGCCUCUAUGACCAAGUAAGACUCUUGGAGAGCUGCUGGAUGGAAGUUUUAAUGAUUGGUUUGAUGUGGAGAUCAAUCGACCAUCCUGGGAAACUGAUUUUUGCACCAGACCUUGUAUUGGACAGGGACGAGGGGAAAUGCGUAGAGGGAAUUUUGGAGAUCUUUGAUAUGCUCCUGGCCAUGACCUCGAGGUUCCGAGAGCUGAAACUGCAGCACAAGGAGUAUCUGUGUGUCAAGGCAAUGAUUCUCCUCAAUUCCAGCAUGUUUCCCUUGUCAGCCGAAGAACCUGAAAGCAACAGGAAACUGCAUCACCUGCUUAAUGUAGUCACAGAUGCUUUGGUGUGGGUUAUUGCAAAGAGCGGAAUCCCCUCGCAGCAGCAGACAACUCGUCUGGCCAAUUUGUUGAUGCUCCUCUCUCACGUCAGACACGCAAGUAACAAGGGAAUGGAGCAUCUCCUGAGCAUGAAGUGUAAAAACGUGGUCCCAGUGUAUGACUUGCUGCUGGAGAUGUUGAAUGCGCACACUCUCCGAGGCCAAAGGAAGUCCCCGGUCACACACCCCGAAUAUGGCCCGUUAGAACAAAUGGAGACUGGAGACAGCCUGCGAAACGGGGCAGCCCAGUAA